Molecule: messenger RNA, 1280 nt
Organism: Exophiala oligosperma
Lineage: Eukaryota; Fungi; Ascomycota; Eurotiomycetes; Chaetothyriales; Herpotrichiellaceae
Exons: 2
Coding region: 478-1230 (250 amino acids)
Source: RefSeq, a predicted model, not a curated record
GCAGGAGGAAGUCGAGCAGGAGGAGAGUGAAAUCGAGGAGGAGGACGACAGUACAAACAGAACAUUGCGCGCAAGACAUUCGAAAAGAGCGCCCAUUUUACCCACGACAAGGCUGUCAAGGAAAAGACCUCAGCUUGACACUCCGACACGGACACCAAGUAGCAAAAGAAUGAGAUUGCAUGACGCGGACGAACUGGAGGCACAGUCCAGGUCCUCUCGACCAUCAGCGAUGAAUCACUCCAUAGACUCCUCGUUUUGGGAUGAUUGGGAUAUGAAGAGGGAGUCUUAUGCUCCGCAAGAGAAACAUGCCAACCGUUCUAUCAAAGCUACUCGAGUUUGGCGGAGACUUGCUUCUCUGCCUUCCGCACCCUUCAAUGGCAGGCCUCAGCAAGGCGUGUCUCCCGGUCGUGUUAAUACAUUAGUCAAGAUGGUGCUGGCGGUGCUAAUGGCCAUGCUUUUGGAGCAUUGAAAGAGGUCAUGACCUUCAUGCAGCGAGAUGGAAGAGCCACCAUGGCUGGGGUGUUCAGCCAAGACCCUAAAGCCCUUGUCAGUGCCGUCAACAGUGUCGACACAGCGGAUAACUUGAACAGCUAUCUACGAAGGUUCGCGUUGGCUCGACUGGCCAGACUGUAUUCCGAUACGGUCGCGAACAGAGGCCUUCUAGGGCACGACGAAGAUGGUUCACGCCUGUCCCUGCGGACAUCAACAAACAAGGCAUACAAGGCCGAGGCUUAUGUGUCUCUGAUCCAGCAUAUCUGGGACGUGGCCUUUCCUGCUCGAUUUCGGGGGAGGAACAAGACCAGGAGUGGCCUUAUCGACUCCGGCGAACCUGAUGCCGUUCGGUGGAACCAUUACAAAAGAAAACUGGGCAAACAGAUCGAAGCCGGCCAACGAUGGCUCAGAUUCGCCGACAAAUUCGGGUGGUCAGCUCUAGGGCUGGUGACCCGAGACUGGUUUAUUGACGAGAACAGGGUGGUAGCCAAUGACCGAAUAUUCGAAGAGAUCUUGGCAGCAUCGGAGCUCGGCACACUGUUGGAUGAAUUAGAGUCUGUGAAAGGACGAUUUUUGCGGCAGCUGAACAAGACUCUCGGUGGAAGCCUGUUCGACCUGCUGGCGGAUUCGAAUCGCGCACAAGGAUUACCUCUGUUGAAACUUGAUGACCAUGAUAUUUUGACACGGCCGGACUGCGAUCAGUCCUGGUUCGAUGACUUUCACUUGAAUGAAAAAUAGCGUGAAGCAGAUAAUCUGAGAAAUAGAUCUUGUGUAUUGCAACACUCAAG